This is a messenger RNA of Aspergillus tanneri, 1329 nucleotides long. Its product is annotated as type III polyketide synthase. Gene Ontology annotation, biological process: polyketide biosynthetic process. Gene Ontology annotation, molecular function: acyltransferase activity, transferring groups other than amino-acyl groups. The coding region runs from base 1 to 1329 and encodes 442 amino acids. Lineage: Eukaryota; Fungi; Ascomycota; Eurotiomycetes; Eurotiales; Aspergillaceae. The record is from RefSeq and is a predicted model, not a curated record. The transcript is spliced from 2 exons.
AUGGCCAGCUCAUCCAACAUAAACACCAGCACCUGUGUGCCCCUAUACCCAAAGGACGAGGUAUCCAAAUUCCAUGGAAGAGUCCCGAACAAUAUGAAAGACCUAUAUGGGGAGGAUGCUCCACAAGCUCAGGCAGACAUACGCGGUAUUGGAUUUGCUUCGCCACAGCAUCAACAGCUCGGAAACAAACCUCUUAUUGUGAUUGAGAGCAUCGCAACAGAGGUUCCAGAGGGAAAAAGGACACAGUCAGACACAGCACAUGUGGUAGCCUCGCUGUUUGAUUCUCAUCCUGAGCAACGGGAUCGCAUCCCCCGACUGUAUGCAAAGACACGUAUCCACACCCGCCAUAUGGCAGUGGAUCCUUUGCACCCUAAGUUUGACAGAGCCAUGCCUAUCCGUAAACGUAUGGAUCUUUUCCUUGAACAUGCGGCUCCACUAGCUAUCAAAGUUUCUUCGCGCGCCCUAACUGCGAGUCGAGUUAUAAAUCCUGCUGAGGAUAUUGGAAUGUUGGUCCUGGUGACGAGCACUGGGUUUGUGGCACCUGGUGUGGACGUUGCCAUUGUCAAGGGCCUGGGUCUUUCUCAUUCAGUCUCACGUGCCGUGGUAAAUUUCAUGGGGUGUGCGGCGGCCAUGAACGGACUGCGAUUAGCAGCUGAUUUUGUACGAGCUCACCCAGACUCCAAGGCAUUAGUGUGCUGCGUGGAGCUGUCAAGCGUGAAUGCUGUGUAUAAUGAUGACCUCAACGAUGUCAUAAUUUCGAGUCUGUUCGCGGAUGGGAGUGCUGCGAUGGUAGUGGGCUCUCCUUCUCCCACCUGUCCAGGGCAUGGACAACAGAAAAUGCAUCUUAUGCCGGGAGAAGUAAUUAUUCGCCAGAACUUCCAUAAUCUGGUGGAUGAGACUAGUGACGGGAUUACCCUCGGUAUUAAUCACAACGGCAUCACCUGUGAGCUAUCGCCUGAUUUGCCUUCAUAUAUAUAUGCUGGUUUAGCUCCUGUGAUCGAUAAGGUGUUGGCCCUCCACGAAAUGUCACGGUCAGAUGUACACUUGUGGGCCAUUCACCCGGGUGGUCCGAAAAUAAUUGAGGAAUCGGUUCGAUCGUUGGGGCUGAACAAUCAAAAUGCGGCCAAGAGCUGGGAAGUGUUAAUGAAGUUUGGUAAUAUGCUCAGUGCAUCGUUACCCUUCGUCCUGGAGCAAAUGGUGGCCGAGGCCAAAGAUGAAAGACCGCUGUCAAGAGGACUUGCAUUUUCUUUUGCUCCCGGAAUCACAGUGGAAGGGAUAGUGUUUGAAGUAGUCGGCACUGGAAUUGACCAAUCAGUGAGUAUAUGUUAA